AUGGGUCAGUCGCAUUCCAAGAACAACGCCAACUCGGGCGACUCGUUGCAAUCGUACCCGUCCUUUUCGAAAUCCGACACCAAGGAAUCCAUUCGCUCCUUCCGCGGCUCCAUCCGUUCAAAGAUCCCGGGUGCUCGCGGCGCCGACAGCCCACGAGGUUCCACCACUGCCUUGUCCCAGACCGACAGCUUGAAUGAUAAAUCCGAUGCAGCCUCGACCAGGUCGGCUGGCGGCAGUCGCCCGGGUUCUAACGCCGGUCUGCCCCAGUCUCCCGGAUCAGAGGGUCCUUCACGUAACGGCUCCCCCGAGCCCCCGCCAUCCCCUUCACUGUCAGCAAGUCUGAAGCGAGGUCAUAAAGAUGUGAGCGCAAUGAAAGAGAGUGGAGAGGUGGACCAUGUAUCAGAAGGUCCACCUCAAGGUGCGCCGGCGACUACUCCAGUCGUUGGUGAAUCUAUCUUGGUCAAACGAGAGAACCAGCUGAAUCCAAUCCUGGAUUUCAUAUUGAACGCUCCUCUCGAGACUUCUGGGUCCCCAGGAAUGGGAAUGGGUGCUCUGAAGUCCAUUGACUUAGAUGACAUGAUCUCACGACUGCUGGAUGCUGGCUACUCCACCAAGGUGACCAAGACUGUCUGCUUGAAGAACGCCGAAAUCACUGCGAUUUGUUCGGCGGCUCGAGAGCUCUUCCUUUCGCAGCCUGCGCUUCUGGAACUGGCGGCACCCGUCAAGAUUGUUGGCGAUGUGCAUGGCCAGUACACUGAUUUGAUUCGCCUUUUCGAGAUGUGCGGUUUUCCACCAGCAUCGAACUAUCUUUUCUUGGGUGACUAUGUCGACCGAGGAAAGCAAAGUCUGGAAACCAUUUUGCUUCUUCUGUGCUAUAAGCUCAAGUACCCGGAGAAUUUCUUCCUGCUUCGAGGUAAUCACGAGUGUGCCAAUGUCACUCGCGUUUAUGGGUUUUAUGACGAGUGUAAGCGACGUUGCAAUAUCAAGGUUUGGAAGACAUUUGUCGACACUUUUAACUGCCUUCCCAUCGCUGCCAUUGUUGCGGGGAAGAUUUUCUGUGUUCAUGGUGGAUUGUCACCGAGCCUGUCUCACAUGGAUGAUAUCCGGGGCAUUGCCCGACCUACCGAUGUUCCUGACUAUGGCCUGCUAAAUGAUCUCCUGUGGAGUGAUCCAGCCGACAUGGAGGAAGACUGGGAGCCCAACGAACGUGGUGUUAGCUAUUGUUUUGGUAAAAAGGUCAUCAUGAACUUCCUGCAGCGUCAUGACUUUGACUUGGUGUGCCGUGCCCACAUGGUUGUUGAAGAUGGAUACGAAUUUUAUCAGGACCGGAUUCUGGUUACAGUGUUUUCCGCUCCCAAUUAUUGUGGCGAGUUCGAUAAUUGGGGAGCCAUCAUGUCUGUGUCUGGGGAACUACUCUGCAGUUUCGAGUUGUUGAAACCCCUGGAUUCCACCGCAUUAAAGAAUCAUAUCAAGAAGGGCCGCAACAAGCGGAACAGCAUCCUAAGCAGCCCUCCUGCGGUUCCAGCUGCCCAAAGUUUUUAA
Messenger RNA from Penicillium malachiteum, 1542 nucleotides. It is a transcript of the gene phzA, whose product is annotated as putative serine/threonine protein phosphatase. The record is from RefSeq and is a predicted model, not a curated record. NCBI's taxonomy places the organism in Eukaryota, Fungi, Ascomycota, Eurotiomycetes, Eurotiales, Aspergillaceae. The coding region runs from base 1 to 1542 and encodes 513 amino acids. Gene Ontology annotation, molecular function: protein serine/threonine phosphatase activity. The transcript has 3 exons. Gene Ontology annotation, cellular component: cytoplasm; nucleus.